CACACACUUUCGAUCUGCCUUUGCAUUAGGAGAGGGAGAGAGGAAGAGCAGAGCGAGCAAUUCCAAUGAGCGAACAAUUAGCAAGAGAUUGCAGGUGAGAGAGCGUGGGAAUGAGAAACGAGAGCAUGGAACGAGCGUCUGCUAAGCCGGUCACGCAUCGCCGUCGCAGUUUUUUCCCCGCCCCCGACCACUUCAGAGGUCAGCCCCGCGUUUCGGUCCGCGAAAAACGGGUUAAUUCGGUAAAUCAAAUGGAAAGAAGUGUCGCGUAUUUGUGCAGUAAAGUGUAGGGUUGGCCAAAAAUGGCCAAAAUUAGUGUUUCAGUGCAAAAAAAUCAGCAGUCCCCGAACAAAAAUGGCGUACAAAAGGCAUGGCGAAAGGAAAAAGGCGUGGCGAGGCGAGGCGAUCGGCGAGGGAAAAAGGCGGCAAUAUAUGCAAGAAAUGUGCAGAAAAGUGUGGAGUAUAAAUGAAAAGUGUAUGAGCGCAGUGCAGCAUUUUUUGUUUUGCGAGUGCUAGAAAUAUCUUUCCAUUUGUCGGGUCUUUCUUUCGUCAUUAUUCCGGAAUCGUUGUGUGUAAACGCAACAACAAAUACCGAGAAAGAAUAACGGUACAAGACGAAGUACAGAAUGAAAUGGAAGAGGAAUAAAUUAAAGAGUUAAAAGUAUCGUCGAGUAUCCUCUAUCGAUUUACUGCCAGGUUGCCUUUGUGGCCUUGAUGUGGAUCAUAAACAUAAAACCACACCACAGCCUUUCAUAAAUAAAGAGCCUUCCAAAAAAGCGGACAACAGGAUGUGAGGAGAUGUGCAAAACAAAAAAAAAAGGAUUUGAAAUUACAUUUUUAAUGCCUGUUGCAGGGGCGCCAAAUGAGCAACACGUGCGCGCUUUAUGUUAAAUAUUUAUAAAAAAAACACACACACACACAAAACACACACACACACCGAAAAAAAAAGUACAGCCACGUCGAAAUUCUAUUAAAUAUUCAUCUUAACGGUUAUGCGACCUCUUCUUCUUCUUCUUCUUCUGUUCAAACAGCGGCUAAAAAAUGAAUGUUUGUUAAUAUUAAAAUGAAUUUAUGUGCCAGAGCCCGAAAGUUUUUAAUUAAGUGAAAAGCCAGGCAAAAAGCACGAAAGAGAGUGAGUGGAAAAGCGAGUGACAGAUAAACGAGAUGUUUGAACAGAAAGCGGCAACAAUUUAUUUGCAUAUUCAAUGCUCAUCUCAUAAGCUGGUGUCAAAGUGAGCUUAGAAUAAUAAUCAACGCUUAGACAGUGCCAUAAGGAUCCGCUACCAGCAAAAGGAAGAGCAACAGUCACAACAACAAACAACAGCAACAAUCAUGACCUUCGCACUGAUGCUCUGGCUGAUUGUCGUGGGAGCCAUGCACUAUACGGACUCCCAUGAGCAUGCAGAUGGUUUUAAACCAGAUGGGGAAAUCCUGCGUGUUUUGGUGAACAGCUCGGCCGAAAUCAAAUGCGAUGUGGGCUCCAGUCUGCCCGAUGACAAAGUCCUUCUGGUUGUCUGGUACAAGAAUAAUUUACCCAUUUACAGCUAUGACACACGUGGCGCCCACGCGGGCACUCCAUCGCAUUGGCGAGACGAGGAGGUCCUCGAGAAUCGGGCCGUCUUUCGCACGCACAAGGAGCCAGCGGAAUUGACUAUAAACCCGGUUAAGGAGAAGGAUGCGGGCAACUUUCGCUGUCGCGUGGACUUCAAGCUAUCGCAGACCCGAAACAGCAAUGUCAAUCUGGAGGUUGUUGUGCCACCGAUGCAGCCGAAUAUCUUUAAUGAACGCCGCAUGAGAAUCGAUUCGAGGGCUGGACCCUAUGAAGAGGGCGGCAGCCUGGAGGUCACCUGCGUCGUCUAUGGAGGUUCUCCACCACCCACUGUCACCUGGCUGAUGAAUGGGCAGCUGCAGAACAGCGUUGUCGAUUACACCUACGAUGGGACCAUCAACAGCAAACUGGUGGUCCGCAACCUGUCACGCAUCCACCAGCAUGCGGUCUACACCUGCCAGGCGAGCAAUUUCCACAAGAAAUACGUGGCCACCAAUAUAACCAUUGAGCUAUACCUGCGUCCCCUUUUGGUGGAAAUCAGCUUCAACAAUCAGCCCAUGUCCGCGGACCGCAAAUACGAGAUCGAGUGCCAGGCGAUUGGCUCUCGACCCCCGGCGAAGAUCACCUGGUGGAUGGGCAAUCUAGAGCUCCACGGGCACAGCCAGAAGGUCUCUGAGGAUGGCAAUGUCAGCACUUCGGUGCUGUCGAUUACACCCACAAGGGAGGACCAUGGCAAGGCCUUGUCCUGUCGCGCCACAAACGAGCUGGUGCGCAAUGGCAUACGGGAAACGGCCAUGAAGCUGAAUGUGUUCUUCAUACCCACAUUGCAGCUGGACCUGGGCUCCAAUCUGAAUCCCGAGGAUAUCGAGGAGGGCGAUGAUGUCUAUUUCGAGUGUAAAGUGCAUGCAAAUCCGGCUGCUUAUAAAGUUGUAUGGAAGCAUAAUCAUCAAAUCAUCCAGCACAAUCAGCGAGCGGGUGUCAUCGUCAGCAGCGGCGACCUGGCCCUCCAGGGCGUCACCCGACAUCAGGCCGGGAACUACACCUGCACUGCCUCGAAUGUCGAGGGCGAUGGCGAUUCAAAUGUUGUCGAACUGAAAGUGAUGUAUAAACCAAUUUGCCGGCCCGAUCAAAAGAAAAUCUAUGGCGUGGCCCGAAACGAGGCCGCCGAAAUCGUUUGCGAAGUGGAUGCCUUUCCGCCGCCGGAGAAUUUCAAGUGGUCGUUCAACAACACUGCCGAAACGUUCGAUAUGCCACAGAGCGGAUUCCGGCCCCAUUCGGCACAGGGCUCGACACUCACCUAUACGCCAGUGAAGGAAAUGGACUUUGGCACCAUCAUGUGCUGGGCGGACAACAAUGUGGGUCAGCAGAAGGAGCCCUGUGUGUUCCAUUUGAUAGCCGCUGGCAAACCGGAAGCGCCCACCAACUGUACGGUGGUCAAUCAGACGUCCGACUCUUUGGAGGUAUACUGCAUCGAAGGCUUCGAUGGCGGCAUGCGGCAGUGGUUCCUCAUGGAAAUCUACGAUCAGCAUAGCGGGCAGCUUCAGGCCAACAUCAGUGCCAAGUUUGCGGCUCUGUCCGUCACGGGCUUGGAUGCGGGCCGACUCUUCCGGAUCUAUGUCUAUGCGGUGAAUGGACGCGGACGCAGCGAUGGGGUGGCCCUCGAUGGCUAUACCCUCAAGGCCGCUGAAAAGCAGACGGUCGCCCUCACCUCGUACAAGGGCAGUGCCCAGAGUCCGGACAACUUUGAGCUAACGCCGAUCCUCUCGAUUGGCAUCUUUGUGGGCAUACUGGUGGCCAUCGUUUGCAUUGGCAUUGGCACAAUUGCCGCACUGAAGCUGCGCUCGCACAAGCACCAACAGCAGCAGAAAUUUGUACAUCCCAAUGCGAAAUUCUCACGUCCCGGCAAUUUACAAAUUAAGGAUAAAAUCUCAUUGCCAUUGAGUCACUCCGAGGAGAUGUACGACGAGAAGAAUCCCGAUGUUGUGCCCUACAAUGAGGUGGAUGGUGAAUAUAAACAAAAAUCAGCAACACAAACGCCAUCGGGACAUCUUUCGACAACCAGCGAGGUGGAAAUCAGCUGCAAGCCAGGCUCAACAUCCGGUGGCACCGGCAACAUCGUCGGUGGCGCCUCCACGGCCAACAACUCCAACGACAGUGGCACCUAUCAGAGCAGCAAGGACGAUGAGCUGCACUAUGCCGAGCUAUCGCUGAAUCAGGUGCCCGCCACUAGCUCCAAGAAGGGCCAGCCAUGUGCCACACAGGGGCAGGGGCAGGGGCAACAGCAGGGGCAACAGCAGGGUCAGGGGCAGGGGCAGGCCCCGGGCCAGGGGCAGGGACAGGGCGUGAUGGGCGGCACCCUGCCGCAUGGCUCUAGCAUGCGCAAGCUGUUGCCCAGCAUCCCGGCCACGGCCACGCUGCAGAGGCACAAACCGAAUGCGGGCGGCAUGCAGCAUCCACAUCAGCACGCUCCGGCGCCCACAUACGAUUACGAUUACUUUGAGGAGCCGACGAUAUACGCCCAGAUCGACGCAUACAAGACACGGGGCGGCGCCACGGCAGCCGGAAGUGACAGACAGAUGCAGAUGCCCCUGCAGAUGCAGAUGCAGGUGGACACUGGCGGCGGCGGCGGCGGCGCCGGACCUGGCCCGGGCGGAGUCGUCUUUCCGCCGUGCAUCUCAUCGCCGGGCUCGCACGGCACUCCAUCGACCGUGUCGCCGGGCACGGUGCAAAUGUACACGCUGCCCUCCCAUCCCGGUGGCUAUCACACUCUGCCACAUAAUCACCAUCAGCAGCAGGGGCAGGGACCCCAGAACUCCGCUUCGAUGAUGCAAAUGAUGCAGCAGCAGCAGCAGCAGCAACAGUUGCAGCAUCAUCAUCCUGCUGGCAACAUGCCCAUGCCGCCAUCCUACCAGCAGCACCAGCAGCAGCAGCAACAGCAGCAGCAGCAGCAGAUGGUCCACGGCCAGAUGCUCGUCUCGAGCAACAGCAGCGGAUUGGCCUCCACAACGGCGGCGGUGGCCAGUCCCAGCAGCUCCCUUUCGGGCCUCUCCGGUGUGGGGGGCAAGUCCUAUUCGCGCGAGAUAGUCACUGUGCGCACACCGCUCAUGUAUUCGCAGCAGGAGAGCUGUGUUUAAGUGCCCCAAGCCCCUUAAGUCCUCCCUUUCUCCCUUCACCUCCCCCAAAAAUGAUAGUUAUCUAAGUCUUGAGCUCUUUGUGGUUUGUGUCUAGACUUAAGCGUUGCCAAAACGAAUUGAAUUAAAGAAUUGAAUUGAAUUGAACUAAAAAGGAAUCAGGAUUAGGAGCAGUCUCUCCCAAAAGCGACUCGAGGAGAGGCAUAAAUAAAUCAAAAUUGAUUAACAAAAAGCGAGAAGAGGGCCAGCGCCUGGCAUAAUUUAUGGCAAUUCAUUUUCGAUUCCACAAUAAAUUGCGUAAAACACGAAUUUGUGAAAAUCCGGCGGAAAACAAAAGCUACGCCAUCACUUUUUGGAGAGUGGGAAUUUUUCCAGAAUUUUUAAGCCUAAGAAAAGGCACUCCAAGAAGUCUCCAGGUAUCGUUUGAGAAUAAUAGAGAAGCAGAAGAAUGUUCCUUCCUUACAGUAAGUACUCGAAAAUGAACAAACAGUUCAUGGCAUACACAGCAUAUAUAUUUUUCCACACCCAAAAUAUAUGUAUCUGAUCUGAGAAAUUUCCAGCAAAUUUUGUAAAUGUUUUUUGUAAAUGUAUAAAGUUGGUCAACAAUUUCUAGCAAUUAGGCUCAAAAGAAAAACGCAUAAAUCUAGUAAAUAUACUAACACAUAUACUAAAUAAUAGACUAACACACACACACACACACACAGACAGGAAGACAGAAAACCAGAGAUAUUAAGAGAGAGCAAAACUUCUUGGCAAUUAUAUAUUGAAGAUAAAUUACAUUAUUCGAAUCUAAUGGAUACACACACACACACACACACACACAAAUUAGCUGCAAAUUAGCUUAGUGCAUGAAAUGAGAGAAAUACCAAGUAUUAAAACGUGUAUAUAACAACAACAACAAAUCGUAAAUCAAAUUUAUAUAUCUGUAUAUUUUACAAAAAUCAAACAGCAAAAUGAAUGUGAAAUUAGCAGCACACAUUCCCAAACAAAAACAAAAACAAAAGCAACAACAAAAAAAGACUAUAAAUAUUUCGUUGCAAGAAUAAAAUGAAAACUAUUGUUGUUUGUAAAUUGCAUUUAUAUGUGUACUAUAUCAAAAUGUACUAUAUUUUAUUUGUUCUCCUUCGAAUGUGUGUGUAUAAAUCAAUGCACCUUGUAAAUUAUUGUUACAUUUUAAUGUUUAAAGGGACAAAAAAUGUUAAACUGUAAAACGGAAAAGAUCAAAUGCAAUUCUCUAAAAACUCUAGCAAAAAGAAAGAAAGAAAGAAAGAAAAACAAAAACCAAAAUAAAAGUGAUUUCUCUUGCAUCAAUUAGAAACGGAAAAACAAAAGAACUCACAAUAUUGUACCACAUAAGGAAUUCAUCUAACAUUUACGCGUACAUUUCUGCAUGUAAGUGUUUCCAGAAAACAAAACAAAAAAACCACUAAAAAAAAUAUAUAUAAACCUAACGAUAAGUGUAGCUAAUUCUAGCAUCUAAAAAAAAAACAAAAACUAAAACAUAAAGAUAAUUGUAAAAUAUAUUAAAGAUUUAGUUUAAAAGAAAACAAAAAAAAACAAAGCAUAUAAUCGAUAAAUGAAUUAUGAAUGUAUGUUACGAUUAAGCACUCGAAAUGAUACGGAAAAUGAAUCCAAACCCUAAAUUCCCAAAAUGAAUCCAAAGAGAAAUACAAGGAAUACAAUAAAAACCAAAAAAAAAAAAAAAAAAAACUGAAU
This is a messenger RNA of Drosophila miranda, 6393 nucleotides long. RefSeq lists its product as uncharacterized. The transcript has 21 exons. The record is from RefSeq and is a predicted model, not a curated record. Gene Ontology annotation, molecular function: protein binding. NCBI's taxonomy places the organism in Eukaryota, Metazoa, Arthropoda, Insecta, Diptera, Drosophilidae. The coding region runs from base 1330 to 4680 and encodes 1116 amino acids.